AAGAAAAAGGAGAAAGAGAAGGGUAACAUUACUGGGUUACUAUGCACUUGCGACUGAUUUCUUGGUUUUUUAUCAUUUUGAACUUUAUGGAAUACAUCGGCAGCCAAAACGCCACCCGAGGAAGGCGGCAGCGAAGAAUGCAUCCUAACGUCAGCCAAGGCUGCCAAGGAGGCUGUGCGACGUGUUCAGAUUACAAUGGAUGUUUGUCAUGUAAGCCCAGACUAUUUUUUGUUCUGGAAAGAAUUGGCAUGAAGCAGAUAGGCGUGUGUCUCUCUUCGUGUCCAAGUGGAUAUUAUGGAACUCGAUAUCCAGAUAUAAAUAAGUGUACAAAAUGCAAAGCUGACUGUGAUACCUGUUUCAACAAAAAUUUCUGCACAAAAUGUAAAAGUGGAUUUUACUUACACCUUGGAAAGUGCCUUGACAGUUGCCCAGAAGGGUUAGAAGCCAGCAACCAUACCAUGGAAUGUGUCAGUAUUGUACACUGUGAGGCCAGUGACUGGAGUUCAUGGAGCCCAUGCAUGAAGAAAGGAAAAACAUGUGGCUUCAAAAGAGGGACUGAAACACGGGUCCGAGAUAUACUGCAGCAUCCUUCAGCCAAGGGGAACCUGUGUCCCCCAACCAGCGAGACAAGAACGUGUAUAGUACAAAGAAAGAAGUGUUCAAAGGGAGAGCGAGGGAAAAAGGGAAGAGAGCGAAAACGAAAAAAACUCAAUAAAGAAGAUAAAAAGGAAACAAGCUCCUCUGACAGCAAAGGUUUGGAGUCCAGCAGAGAGACCUCAGAGCAGCACGAAAGCAAAGAGAGACAGCAGCAACAGAAGAGAAGAGCCCGAGAGAAACAACAGAAAUCGUCUGUGGAUCUCUUUUGAGAACUGGAGUCACCCUAACAGGAAGCCUCAGCUAUAUUUCCCAGAGGACCCAGGCAGGCCUGCACAGGAGGAGGCAGUCCCUGAGUGUGUGACACAGACGCUCAUGGUCCACUUUAGCCUUCUGCAACAACAACAGAUUUGCAGCCACUCUGGGUACCGUGGUUCCAGCCCUCUCAAGGUCACUGCCUCCUGAAGAAACUGCACUGAGUCUGCCUUCCACCUGUCUGUCUCUGGACCAUCUUUCUUCACCAACUGUACUGCUCACGUGGGCCACCUGGCUUAAAUGGUUUUCCACUUCUCUUUUAAGACAUAAAACUUUGAAAUAGUGCA
This is a messenger RNA of Rattus norvegicus (Norway rat), 1196 nucleotides long. RefSeq names its product R-spondin 3 (gene Rspo3). Gene Ontology annotation, cellular component: non-collagenous component of basement membrane; extracellular region. The record is from RefSeq and is a predicted model, not a curated record. NCBI's taxonomy places the organism in Eukaryota, Metazoa, Chordata, Mammalia, Rodentia, Muridae. Gene Ontology annotation, molecular function: signaling receptor binding; heparin binding. Gene Ontology annotation, biological process: positive regulation of non-canonical Wnt signaling pathway.